UCUUCCUGUCUCGUUAACGAAGCGAAGCAUCGAACCAAAAGCAAAAAAAAAAAAGAAAAAAAAUGUAAAAUCGUCAUCAGUUCAUUUCAUACUCUCGAAUGAUGGCAUCAUCAACAACUACGAUGGCGGCGACAUGGACGCCAAGCUCUCUCCAGCUCAGGAUUGCCCUCAACAACUACACGAGGAGCUUCGGAGCUGCUCCGGCGAGAGCGAAGAUGACGAAGCUCAGUCGCGGCGGUCUCAGGGUGUCAUGCGCUGCACGGAAGAAGAAUGCUGCAGAAUCGGAUCGUAGUUUUCGCGGGUGGGCUGAUGAUGAUUCGGGAGACGGUGAGAUGACUCGCGGUGGUGGCGAUUGGUAUAAUAAAGGAAGAGUGGUGUGUGGAGUGGGUGGGAUGGUUCUGUUCGUUGGGCUAGCUUUCGCGGCUCUAUCCUUGAAGCGAAACGUUUUAAGACCAAAAGUAGAAGUGAUGGUUUCUGAGAGCUCAAGUGAUCACGAGAGAGGUAAUGUGAUGGACCGAGAUGACAAGGAGGGUUAUAAUAAAGGUUCACCAGUUUCAUCUCGGGAUGAGAUAGAUGUGGAGUCAAAACCCGUGUCUACAAGCAAAGCUAAGAGAUACACAUCACAGGAAGAGUUUGAUGGAUUAGAUACAGACGAGGAAAAGAAACAACCCCGCUGUUAUACAGGAAUACCUGCUCCUUGUACGGUUCCACUAGUAAACCCCUUGAGUCCUAUCUUUCCAACAGUUGUGGACCCUGUUCAAACUCAAAUGUUUGCAGCUUUACAAGCUUUAAAGGUUAUUGAAUCUGAUGCUCGGCCUUAUGAUUUAUGUACACGCCGUGAAUUUGCUCGUUGGUUGGUUUCUGCAAGCAAUGUUCUAUCCAGGAACUCAGCAUCGAAAGUGUAUCGUGCUAUGUACAUAGAGAAUGUUACUGAACUUGCAUUUGAUGAUAUCACACCUGAAGAUCCUGAUUUUCCAUUCAUUCAAGGUUUGGCAGAGGCAGGUAUUAUCUCAAGCAAACUCUCUAACCACAACACGCCUUCUGCUGUGACUGAGAGCAGUCCCUUUAAGUUCUCACCAGAAAGUCCUCUUUCACGUCAGGAUCUUUUGAGCUGGAAGAUGGCUUUGGAAUUUCGACAGCUCCCAGAAGCUGAUAGCAAGAAGUUGUACCAACUUUCUGGCUUUCUUGACAUUGAUAAAAUAAACCCAGAAGCAUGGCCUGCCCUUAUAGCCGACUUAUCUGCUGGAGAAAAUGGAAUAACAGCACUUGCCUUCGGGCGUACCAGAUUGUUUCAGCCGUGUAAAGCAGUUACAAAAGCCCAAACAGCUGUGUCUCUUGCAACUGGUGAAGAAGCUUGCGAAGCUGUUAGCGAGGAGCUAGCUCGUAUCCAAGCAGAGGCUAUGGCUGAAAACGUGGUCUCCGCACACAACGCGGUGGUUGCUCAGGUGGAGAAGGAUAUCAACGCUAGCUUUGAGAAAGAGCUUUUAAGAGAAAAAGAAAUGGUAGACGCGGUGGCGAAACUGGCUGAAGAAGCGAAGACGGAGCUGGCUAGGCUUAGAGCUGAGAACGAAGAGGAGACACUUGCGUUGGAGAGAGAACGCACGUCGAUCGAAACAGAGAUGGAGUCUCUCGCGAGGUUACGAAACGAGCUCGAGGAACAGCUCCAGAGCCUUGUGGAUAACAAGACAGCGAUGUCGUUUGAGAAGGAGAGGUUUGAAAGACUUCAAAAGCAAGUGGAGGAUGAGAACCAAGAGAUACUGCGGUUGCAGAACGAGCUUGAAGCUGAGAGGAACGCUCUAUCCGUAGCCAGGAACUGGGCAGAGGAUGAAGCGAGAAGAGCAACAGAGCAAGCAAAAGUGCUGGAAGAAGCUAGAGGACGUUGGGAGAAGUAUGGCUUGAAAGUGAUUGUUGACAGAGACCUCCACGAACAGACAAGAACAACCGAGUCUGCGUGGUUGAACGCGGGGAAGCAAUUUUCCGUCGAAGGGACCGUGGACAGAGGUGAAAACGUGGUUGCUAAGCUCAAGAAGAUGGCGCAAGAUGUAAGAGACAAAUCUAGAGAUGUUAUCUACUCGAUCAUAGAGAAGAUAAGUCUUUUGAUAUCAGAUUUGAGAAAACAAGUUCAUGGGAUGAGCAACAAAGCCGAAGAAGUGAAAAUGAAAACCAAGUCAAGAGCUGAAGAGUUGAGGAAACAAACGAGCUUGAAGAUUGGUGAGAUCAGAGAUGUCUCUGUGAUGAGAGCUAAGGAGGCAGUGGAAGAGUUUAAGGAUAAAGUAUGGAAACUCAAGUCAAAGUAGGUUGAGUUUGUUUAACGGCGUGAUCGUACCGCCGUGCCAUUUGAUAAAGUAUAUUUGUUUCAUCAUGUAUUUGAUGAGAUACAGAUAUUCAAAAUAUAUGAAAACAAUAAUGUUACUUUUAGAUUUGAUUAGAAGAUCUCAUUUUGGACUCA
Messenger RNA from Raphanus sativus (radish), 2449 nucleotides. RefSeq lists its product as uncharacterized. The record is from RefSeq and is a predicted model, not a curated record. NCBI's taxonomy places the organism in Eukaryota, Viridiplantae, Streptophyta, Magnoliopsida, Brassicales, Brassicaceae. Bases 99 to 2297 code for a protein of 732 amino acids. The transcript is spliced from 10 exons.